AUGGCCCCUAUCACCAAGACUCUCGCCCUCGCUGGCGCUUUCUUUGCUCUGACCGGCUACGCCGCUCCUGUUGCCAAGCGCGCUGUCGUUUGGGAGACCGUUACUGACGUCGUCUGGACCACCGUCGAUGUCACCACUACUCUCUACCCCAACCAGGCUCCUACCUCCACUGCCACCAUCGUUCCCGUGAACGCUGCUGCGGUCCCUACCAGCCAGGCUGCUGUUGAGGAGAAGAAGGUUGAGCCUACCACCACCCCGAUUGUUGCUCCCGCCCCCGCUCCCGCUCCCACUGAGCAGGCUGAGACCACCACCGCAGCUCCUGCUCCUGCCCCUGCCCCUGCCACCACCGAGGAGGCUGAGACCACCACUGCCGCCCCUGCCCCUGCUCCGGAGCCUACCACUUCCUCCACCACCUCCAGCGCUGUCGCCGCUACCACCCGCUCUGCCAAUGUCGAGACCACCGCCAGCAGCGGCUACACCGGCGCCUGCUCCUCCGGCUCCCCUUGCGAUGGUGACAUUACCUACUACGACACCGCCACCACCUCCACCAACCCCAGCUCCUGCGGCACCACCAACGACGGCACCACUGAGAACGUCCUGGCCCUGCCCGUCGGCAUCAUGAAGGACGGUGACUGCGGCAAGUCCGUCACCAUCGAAUACAACGGCGUCACCGCCACCGGUACCGUCGUCGACAAGUGCAUGGGCUGCGAUAACGGUUCCAUCGAUCUGUCCCGCCACCUCUUCGGCCAGCUUGCCUCCAUGGGCGCUGGCCGUGUCACCGGCGUCAAGUGGUACAUCAACUAA
Molecule: messenger RNA, 804 nt
Organism: Penicillium arizonense
Lineage: Eukaryota; Fungi; Ascomycota; Eurotiomycetes; Eurotiales; Aspergillaceae
Product: RlpA-like double-psi beta-barrel domain-containing protein
Exons: 1
Coding region: 1-804 (267 amino acids)
Source: RefSeq, a predicted model, not a curated record